ACGCGAGCCAAUUCACCCAGGCUUGCGGGCAGUCUCCCGUGGCGCACCGCAGGUAUAUGGCCAGCACCUUGUUGACGAUCUCCGACUGACCGUCCGUCUGAGGAUGAAAUGCCGUGCUGAAGCGGAGCUGGACGCUGGCCAUCUUGAACAGGUCACGCCACAUGUGGCUCGUGAAGACUGGGUCCCGGUCGCUGACGAUGGACGUCGGGAAGCCGUGAAGCCGAACGAUGCCGUCGAAGAAGGCGCGGGCGACCGACGAAGCCGUGUACGGAUGGCUCAAGGCGAUGAAGUACGCAUACUUCGAGAAGCGGUCCACCACGGUGAUGAUGACCGACUUCCCGCUGACCUUGGGCAGUCCCUCGACGAAGUCCAUCGAGAUAUCCGCCCACACCUGGGAGGGAACCUCGAGGGGCUGGAGCACUGGCUGCUGCGUCGGCGUCUUGUUGCGCUGGCAUGUCGGGCAGGCGCGGACAAACUCCUGCACCAGCCGCCUGUCGUGGGGGACGUAGAAGUCGGCGCACAGAUGCUGUAGGGUCUUCUGGACGCCCUCAUGGCCUGCUGAAUGGACCAAUGAGAGCACCCGCUGGCGAAGGUCAUCCUGGGCAGGCACGAAGAUGCGCUUGCCGUGGAGGAUGAGCCUGGCGUCCCAGCGCCAAGGAGCCGUGAGGCCCUCACCCUGGUGCUGGGCGGCCUCGCUGUCGGUGGAGGUAGCCGCCCGAAUGUCGUCGAUGAGGCUGAAGGACGGCCCGGAGAUGGCGUGGAGCGCCACUGCAUCGUCGGAGUUGGACUCGCUGUCGCGGCGCGAGAGGGCGUCGGCCGCGGAGUUGAGGCGCCCCGGACGAUACUCCAUGGCGAAGUCGAAGCCGAACAGCUUGGUGAGCCACUGGUGCUGCGGGAUCGUGGACAGCCGCUGGUCGAGGAGGUACUUCAAGCUGUAAUGGUCGGUGCGGACUAGGAAGCGGCGCCCCCAUAGGUAGGGCCGCCAGUGCCGCACAGCCUAUACCAGGCCAAUGAGCUCCCUCUCGUAGGCCGCCAGCUUGACGUGGCGGGCGGCGAACGGCCUGCUGAAGAAGGCUAGGGGUCCAGCCCCCUGGUGGAGUACGGCGCCAAACCCGGUGCUGGAGGCGUCGCAGUCGACCACGAACUGCCGCUCGAAGUCCGGCAUCUGCAGAACCGGGCCGGUGGAGAGUGCCUGCUUCAGCGCCGCAAAAGCCUCAACUGCUACCGCAGUCCAGGCGGAGGCCUCCUUGUGUAGGAGGCGAGUCAGGGGGGCGGCUAUGGCCCCGAAGUCCCGGAUGAACCUCCGGUAGUACCCGGCGAGUCCCAGAAAGUCGCGAACGCCCCGGGCCGAGCGGGGCUCAAGCCAGGAUGCCACAACCUCCACCUUGGCGCUGUCCAUGGUGACGCCCCCGGCCGAGAUGACGUGGCCGAGGUAGGCAACCGAGCUGGAGCCGAAGGAGCAUUUGGAGCGCUUGAGGUGGAGGUCGUGGGCGCGGAGCGCGUCGAAGACGAGGCGGACGUGCUGUAGGUGCUCGGACCACAAAGAGCUGUAGAUCAGGAUAUCAUCAAAGAAAACAAGCACGAACCACCGAAGGAACGACUGCAGGACGUCGUUCAUGAGCGCCUGGAACGUGGCCGGCACGUUGGAGAGUCCGAAAGGCAUGACGAGGAACUCGAACUGCCCGUGGUGGGUGCGGAACGCCUUCUUCUCCACGUCGGCCAAGUGCAUACGCACCUGGUGAUAGCCGGAGCGCAAGUCCAGCUUGGUGAAGAACUUGGCGCCAUGCAGCUCGUUGAGGAGCUCGUCGACUACCGGGAUCGGGAACUUGUCCUUGGAGGUCUUGUCGUUCAGCGCGUGGUAGUUGAUGCAGAAGCGCCAAGUGUUGUCCGUCUUCUUGACCAGCAGCACAGGCGCCGAGAACGGGGAGGUGCUGGGUCUAAUGAUGCCCUGAGAUAGCAUCAUGGCACACUGGCGCCUGAGCUCGUCCUUCUGCAACUGGGGGUAGCGGUACGGGCGGACCGCCACUGGAGCCGUGCCCGGUUGGAGGUGGGUCCUGUGGUCGUAGGGGCGGGACGGAGGCAGCCUGCGCGGCUCAGCGAAGACGUCGUCGUACUGCUGGAGGAGGACGUCGAGGAGGGGGCGCUCGGGGUCGACGGCCACGGCCCGCAGGCUCAGCUCGAAGAUGUCGUCGCGGGGGGAUCCAACCCCCCGCCAGAAGACGCGGCGCCCGUGUCACAUGAACGCCAUGCAGAAGUCCUCGAAGUCCCACCGGAUGGGACCCAAGGUCCGCAGGUAGUCGACGUCUAGGAUGACGUCGAAGCCGCCCAGGUCAAUGCCGAGGCAGCUGAUGGUGAACUCCUCCUUGCCAAUGUGCAAGGCGAUGUUGCGGGCCACCACCCCGCAAGGCACGCGGUCGCCAUUGGAGACCGUCACGUGCGUCUUGGUCGCCGAUGUCGCCAGGCCCAUGCGACGCAUCAGGCCCAUGUGGACAAAGUUGUGUGUCGAGCCGCUGUCGAGGAGGGCCGUGAGGCGGUGACCAAGGAUGUAGACAGGUACUAGCAUCGUGUCCUCAGUAUGGAUGCCGGCGAUGGCAUGCAAGGAGACCACCGCGGCCGCCGCGUCGUCCUCGUCGUCGGACGUGUAGUCGCUGACCUUCAGGAAGAAGAGGCGCUGCCACUAGUUCCCGCGGACGUAGGGCUUGUCACAGUUGUAGCAGAGGCCCUGACGACGGCGUUCCACCAUCUCAGUAGGGAGAGCCGGUGGAACUGUCAAGGCGGUGGCAACGGAAGGGCCGGCGCCGGGGCUGCUGGUGCGGGCAGCGCUGGGGGGCCGUGUGUGGCGCAGCUGGUGGCGGCGGUGGCAGGCGCUGGGAUAGGCGCCUAGCACGCUGGGACGGAGCGGUCGCCGUGGUAGCCGCGCGAUGCUCGAAAGACCGGGCCAAGUGCUUGGCGGUCUGAAGAUCCUGGGGUGUCCGGAGCUCUACGUCGACGCGGAUGUGAUCCGGGAGGCCACCCACAAAUAGGUCGGCCUUCUAGCGUGGGGAGAGCUCCGGCGUGUGGCACACCAGGGCGUUGAAACGCUCCUAGUACUCCUAGACGGUGCCGUGCCAAGGGAGCCGUGCGAGCUCCGAGAGACGGUUGCUGCGGACGGCUGGACCGAAGCGCUGGUUGGCGAGUUCCUUGAAGCGCUCCCACGACGGCAUGCCCUCGUCCUGCUCGAGGGCAUAGUACCAGGUCUGCACCACCCCGGUCAUGUGGUACGAAGCGAGCCAGACCCGACCCGAGGCCAAUGUACGCUGUCCUCGGAAGAACUGCUCGCAAUGGUGGAGCCAGUUCAGGGGAUCGUCGGCGCCGUCGUAGGAUGGGAAGUCGAUCUUGCUGAAGCGGGGGACGCCUAGGCGCUCGUUGAAGCCGCCGGUCCCUGGCGCGGACGGCGCACCGAACGCGGGAAUGUCGAAUGUAGAUGGGAUCGGCGACGGCGAGUGGGGGAACGGGAUGUUGGUGAUGGGCAGGAAGGGCGCCGUCGUUGGGGGCGCCGUCGACGAGGAGCUCGCCAGCGUAGUCGACCCAUAGCCCGGCAUCCUAUAGGGCAUGGAGGCGCUAGGGUUUGGGGGCGCGGACCAGCGCGCCUCCGCGGCGGAGAUGCGCUCCUCCAGGCCGCUGAUCAGCUUGGUGAUCAUGACGGCGAGCUCUUCCAUCGUGGUUGGCGGCGGCGAUGGCGAUGGGGGGCUCUUUCCGUCGCCUGGCAUAGCUGAUACAAGGUUGAUAGGAUCGUUGAUCCUACAGCGACUGCGUAGGGCGUAGGGACGAGAGGAGGGAGGAGGAGGAGGCUUGCGCAGCUGCCGGCGAGUGUGCGCCAUGGCUGCGGGCAUGGGCGACGGUGGAGGCGGCGGCGUGCGCGAGAGGGAGAGGGAGUCGCGAGAGUUAUGGGUGGCCCCGUGAGGCCAACUGAGAUCCAAUUCUCAGCCUAUUUUUUCCAAUCCAGAGUUCUCCUAUUUAACUUACAAAUAUUGCGACUUAUGGAAAUAAACUUGACCCCUAAGGAAAAUAGAUCGUGGCCCUCCUAGCCAUUUGCGCGCCGCCGCCGCCGCCGGUACGUGAUCAGCGGCGCCGGUUGGGGCGCUUGCGCCUGAGGCGCCUGGGCCGGCUGGGCGUGGCCCAUAACAUAUGGGGCCAUGCAAACCAGCACUGAUUUCUGUAACACCCAUUAACUCGCGCUUACUGGAGUUUGCAUUCCAGUGAACUGUCUGAACUGAGCUCUCAAGCACUUAAUCCACGACCCUUUUCAUUGCAGCGAGUUGCUUUAUUCUAUCUUCUCUCCAGUCCUUUUUCGUUUACAGGCUUACUGGAUCUGCGGUAAGAAAUUCCAGGUUUUACAAAGAUGAUACAGUAUAAGCAGGCAACCGCAAAGAUCACCAAUUUCCAAUUGCCAUUUCAUCAGACAACCAGGCAACCGCACUGAUUUCUGUCCAUCUUGAGAUUACGUAUUUUGUGCGUUCCAGGAAAUUGCCAGUGCAAGAUAACGCACCAUGAGGAGAGAUAACGCACCAUGAGGAGAGGUCAAUUCCUGUCCCAGAAUACUGAACCAGUAAAUCACUGGUGCCAGUACAAAGAUGCCUCUUUGAGCUGUAAAUAUCGCACUGGAAAUUUCGGUUCCCGAAUCUAUGUAUCACUCAAUCCAGGACUGAUACGCUCGUCUUAUCUGAAUUUCCAUCCCGGUGAAUAUAAUCUGCGCAAGCCAGACACGUGCCACUGCAUGAUCACCAUCAUGGUUCAUCAGGACAGGUCAAAUCCAGUUUACGGAAUCAGAAUACUGAAGCGACCUUCCACUGAAUCCCAAAGACACCUGAUUACGUCACUACAAAUUUACAUUCUUAACGUACGUAUCAUGAAUGCCAGGAGUGGUUGCUGUUCUCUGAAGUCUGGACACUCACCCUUGUGCUUGUUAUACUGACGGUCAUAGGAAAACGAAGGCUCUUUUGCACUGUAUAAGUGACGGUUACAUUCUCAAGUUGCAGUGGCAGCACCACUUGUGAAAUGAAAUAUUCCAAUUCCAUAGCCACAGAAAGCCUUGCAUCUUUCUCCACGCCUCCUUUUUCUAUCAGUAUAUAUAUGCGUCUUCGUCUCUACCUUACAAUUCAGAACAACACAAAAAUUAGAGUCUAGCUGACAGUCACGCCCCUCAAACUGUUCUGCAAUUCCUUCAGCGCUGACAUCAUCGUACCUCUGAACCGACCCCAGUUCUGUUACAGUGCAUUUUCUCGAGAGAUAAGCAGUCGAUGGCUGCGCCCAUGGCGUCGGACGGUGGUCUGAGGCGUCUGUUCGAGAAGCCGCUGCCGGAGAACCCGACUCUGCUGGAGGCGCUGUCGGCGUGGAACCGCAACAUCCACCCCAACAAGCCCAUCGACCCGGCGUCCCUCACCGAGCUCUUCGGCGAGCUCCACUUCCAGGAGAAGCAGCAGCCGGAGCGAGCCAUCCUCAUGUCGCAGCCACCGCCUGGCCCUCCUCCGCGCACGGCGUCGUGGCUCGAUAUUGCCGCCGAGGCCGAGAUGAGCAACCUAAGCAAGGACGACUCGUCGCUGGACGGGCUCCUGAGGCCCAAGCCGGCGAGCACCGUGAAGAGGAGCGCGAGCUUCUGCAUGAAGAAGAGCUCCGCGUCCCUGCUGCUGUGCACGGAGGGCCUCGGCUCCGAGAGCACCGUGGACGCCGACGACAUGCUCAAGGACGGCGACGCCGAGGCCGCCGCGCUUAGUGAGCACAGCAACAGCAAGGAGACUGGCACGGAUAGAAGCAGCCACGACGUGAAGGACGACACCGCCGGCGCCGUGGAAGAAGGAAAGGCGGAGAAACGGCCGCCGUCGUUCCCGCCGCCGAUACGGUCGAUCGGGCGCGGCGGCGGGAAGCCGCGCGUGUGCUUCCGAUCGUUCCGGGAGGAUGGGCGGUUCGUGCUGCUGGAGGUGGUGAUCCCCGGGAAGGAUCACCUGCAGGCGACGCGCGAGGGCGGCCGGCUCAGGCUGCAGUUUGCCAACGGCGCCGCCGCAGCAGCCAUAGCGGCUGGCGGUGUGGGCGUCGGCGAGGAGCUUGUUGGAUAAUCCAGACUCGGUCGUGUGCAUGGCCUAGCUAGAAUAAAGGAGCUCAUCGUUGGCCACGAUGAUAGCGUCGUUGGACAGAGCAUCUGCAUGAACACAUGCAGUGGUGUUCCUUUCUAUCCGUUGAGUCCUAGGGGUAGUGGAGGCGAGGAGCUAGUCUUCAGGUCGAGGGAUGGCGCGAUCAAAACGGAGGCGUGGGAAUCGCAGCGUCGUGGCACAGUUUAGCCACUUGAUUUCAGUUGUAAUUUGGAGUAUAAAUCUGUUAUCAAUACAUGAAAAACGUCUGUCAGUUGGGCACCAAAACUA
Panicum virgatum (switchgrass) is the source of this 6395-nucleotide messenger RNA. RefSeq names its product protein FAF-like, chloroplastic. NCBI's taxonomy places the organism in Eukaryota, Viridiplantae, Streptophyta, Magnoliopsida, Poales, Poaceae. The record is from RefSeq and is a predicted model, not a curated record. The transcript is spliced from 2 exons. The coding region runs from base 5280 to 6092 and encodes 270 amino acids.